Molecule: messenger RNA, 3194 nt
Organism: Prorocentrum cordatum
Lineage: Eukaryota; Dinophyceae; Prorocentrales; Prorocentraceae
Source: the annotation of a GenBank genome assembly
AGCAUUAACAGCCGUGGCUUGCAGCGGGCAGCCGCCAAGAGCAGAGGAGAGGUCGCUAGACGGCCGCCAAGAUCACUCUGCCUCCCCUCCUGAUCCUCCUUCGCAGGGUCCUCUCCGUACGAGCUUCGCCCUUCUUGUCUCCGGAUCACCUCGCAGAGACAUCCUGACGACUCGGUGCUGGCCGGCAGCUGCCCGGCCCACGACUUCCAGGGCAGCGACUUGCCGGACCAUGGCCGUGAUCGCCGCCGCGGAGAAGGGCGCCGAUGCCCUGCGGCGCCAGUUCCCCCACGUCGAGCUCGAGACCAUCUCGCUCUUUGUGGAGUCUUGCGGAGAGGCGCUGGACGCGGAGAGCGUGGAGGCGCUGGUGGAGAUGCAGGCGGAGGCGCAGAAGGAGGUCCGCUUCGGCCAGCCCGGCUUCUACCCCACGCGCGAGUGCGAGGCCGUCGCGCGCGAGCGCGCCGACGACUGGCGCGGCGCGGGCACCGAGCUGGCGCUGCUCCUCGAGGGCGGCGGCGACCCGCCCCGCGUCGGGACGGUGCUGCUCAUCAGCGGCUUGGAGGCCUUCGAGGCGGCCUGCGUCGCGGUUCCAGACGGCCAGGUGUUCGCAUUGGCGCCGCAGGCACCACCCGCACGUUUUUUGGUGUCCGAGUACGGGAUGCACGAAUUGCGGGUCAUCGCUGCUGGCGGAAAAGUGCUUCGUUGUCAUUUCAUGUCGACGUCGCAGCUGGGAGACUUCGCCGAGGCGAUGGACCACUUCCACGACGCCUGCGACUGGGUGUGGGAUGGCAAGUGGACGGAUGAGCUGGAGGCAGCCACCAUGGGCAUGCUUGUAGAGUUGGACGACUACUUCUCGUCCCUGGACGCCGCUAUGGCGAGGAGCCCGCUCGGGGAGACCCUGAAGUCCGAGAUCGGCCCGUCGAGGCGCCGCCUGGAGGCGUGCCUGGCCAAGGCGCUGGAGCACCAGGACGCCCAGUCGGUGGGCCGCAUCUACUCGGGCGUACGCAGCUUCCUGCAUGCCCAGGGCGUCAUGAACAUGCUGCCGGGGAUGCUGGGCGGAGGGCUGGGCAUGGGCCCGCUCCGAGACAGCGGGCUCUACAGGAGCGUCCUCGCGUUCGAGCGGGAGCGCUUCGCAGCGGCGUCCAGUGCGAAGCAGGCCGAGGUCAGGAGUGCCCUCACGCGGCUGAUCGAGACGGCCGACGCGCACGCUGCGGAGCUGGAGGGCGGCAGCUCCACGGACUUCCCAAAACGGUGGCGCAGCGGCUUGCGCAGCACCCUGGUGGAGAUGCUCGAGGACCCGGAGGCCGUCAUACACCCGUUGCCCUUCCAGCAGCUGCGUGGGGGCGACGAGGGCCACAUAGCCGAGAUGAUGCGGGGCGUAAUGGAGUCGAUGGGGAGCAGCGGCAGCAAGGUUGUUCGGCGGUCCGACACUAUCGAGGGGAUCUCGGCCAUCAACCCCGACUCCGCGUUCGAGGAGGUGGACGCGAAGGUGUCCCGCUGGGACGAGAGCUUCGUUGACGAGGCCAUCACCUUCGGGAGCCCGAUGCACAGCUUCGAGGUGCACGGUGCGGAGCCCUGUGUGGAGACAGUGAUGGCCGCCAUCCAGAACAUCCUUUCGCUGGGCCUGGCGUAUGUGACCCAGGGUGCUAACGACGCACCCACUUCGAAGCUAAUCGCGCUGAUGGGCAGAGAUCGUGCUACGCUGCCCCUCAGCGAGUACGACGAGUUCUUGCAGGACAGGAGACGGCGCGAUCGGCUGAAGGACGUGUGCCGCGUUGUGCGGGCCGUCAGGAAGAAGGGACAGCGUUUGGCGUUGACGGUGAACACGGACUUUGAGGGUACGCUCAAGGCGUUGAAGGAGCACCACGGCGACGACAACUGGGUCGGGGCCAGCCUCGAGGCCGUGUGGAGGAAGAUGGCCGAGCAGGGGCGCGCCUUCGCCUUCGAGCUGUGGCUGCACGGGGCCGACGGGGCGGCCCCGAGGCUCAUCGCGGCCGACUUCGGGCACCCGCACACGCACGGCCUGGCCUAUUACGUCACCACACGCUUCUUCGACCGGGAGUUCCGCACAAUCCAACCGGGCUUUAUCCUCGCGUUCGCGGAGGCCGAGUGCAUGAGGCGCGCGGGAGUAGAGCUGUGGGACCUCGGCGGCGCGGACAAGUCGCCCAUGAUGUCAUACAAGCCACAGGUGGCGAUCGAGAUGGGCCGCAGCGGCUUCCUGCGCCGCCUGCGGGAGUGCCGUCUCCUGGGCGACCGGGCGGCCUCCGAGGCCGCUGCCGCCGCGGGGGCGCCGCCGCCCGAGCAGCGCGGGCGCCUCGCGCUCCGCGACGGCCGCGCGGCGCCGCCCGGCUGCGGCGACCGGAUCCCAACCGGCGUCGUGUUCGAGGACAUCACUGAGGCGGAGCUCUGGGGGACUGCCGUGCUGCAGGCGCACGAGGAGCAGCUGAAGGCGCAGCAGGAGGCGGCUAAGCAGGCUGCCAAGAAGAUCCAGAAGCCUUCCAAGGCAUCGCGGAAGGCCCAGAAGCAGCCGCAGCAGGCGGCGGUUGCGCAGCCCGAGCCAGGGGAAACGCGGCCUGGCGCCUCUGACAGCGGCGCGGCCGCCGCCGCCGCCGCCGUCGUCGCGGAGCCCCUGUCCGAGGCCGCCGCGGCUCCGGCGCCGACGAGUGGCGCCGCCGCGCAGCCAGAGGCCGUUGCGGCGCCGCCAGAGGCCGCCGCCGCGCAGCCAGAGGCCGGCGCGGCGCCGCCGAGCGCGCCCGAUGAGGCCGCCUGCGCGCCAGCGGUCGCGAAGGUGGCCCGGGGCGGAGGACGGUGCCGCCAGGAGGGUCUUCCUGGAGCUCGUGGCCAAGGGCGUGCCCCACAACGAGGCCGCGGCGCAGGCGCUGCACAUCGUCUCGUGCAGGUGAGCGUUCCGGCGGCCCGCGGCAGGCCGAGCCGCCCCUCGCUUGCUCGAGGCCCGGGUUCUGGGCUCCUCGUGGCCGGUGUGGCAGCUCCCGCUCUUCCUCCAGCUCUCUUCGGCGUUGUCCAUGAAUCGCGCCUGGCGCAGGCGUGGCGGGGCGCCCCAUAAGCGGACACCUCGGCCUCGCGGCCCGCGUGCCGAUUCGGCACACUGCGCUGCAGGCUGCGGCCAAUCCCGUGACAGAAAGCCGCUGCAGGUGUCCAGCCGGAGGGGACCCCCAUGUGUCGGCGGCCCAGGGAAA